This is a messenger RNA of Candidula unifasciata, 2103 nucleotides long. Lineage: Eukaryota; Metazoa; Mollusca; Gastropoda; Stylommatophora; Geomitridae. The record is from the annotation of a GenBank genome assembly.
AUGUUCAGCGAUCAAGAUAACGAGGACAAGAGUAGCUUGGAGGCUGCAGCAGAAGCAGCAGCAAAAGUCAAUGCUUUGUUGAUUGCUAAAGGGAUGUUGAAACCAAAUCAGAUUCAUUCAGCAACAAAUGUUAUCACUAAAAAGGCUGGAGGACCUAAUAGUUUAGUGGUAGCUGAAGUGGAAAUUAACAACCUGACAACCCAGUGUCGCAACACACUGACAAAAGGGACUACUCAAGAAGGAGGUAUCUCAAAGGCGAGUGGAGCAGCUGUCACCACUAGAGGCCGUUUCAUUGCUCCAAAUGAGAAACCAAAAAAUGCAAGACUUUUUCUGUUCACAGUUGCUGUACAGAAAAUUAAUGAAAUCAUCAGGAGCAUGUGUGGCAACCGUGUUGAGCAAAAGGGAUAUCACAUAAAUUCACACCGAGGAGGCAAGAUGAGACCUCCGUUUAAGAUGAACAUGGGCAACAGUCACUUCAACUUGAGAGGCCGGCCGCCGCCUCCUUUAAUGUCUUUGCCUACACCUCCUCCGCCACUGUGUCAUCAGAUGCCUCCCUUGCCGCCACCAGUACCACAGAGUGUAACAGUAAUGCAAGAGAAUUUAUACAUUGGGCUAGAACAUGCUCCACCAAAUUUUGAUACCAAAAACAAGCUUUUGGGACCUGGUGGAAGUUACUUGCAACAUAUACAUGCUGAAACAGGGGCUCAUGUAAGUCUAAGGGGAAGAGGAUCAGGCUGCUUUGACCUAAAUGGAGCAGAUUCGAUUGAACCUAUGCAUGUCCACAUCGAGCAUGAAUCAUUACUUGGUUUGCAGGAAGCUAAAAAACUUGCUGAAAAUCUGAUACAAACAGUACAGCAAACGUAUGUCAGUUUCCAGCAGGCUCUAGCUGCUCUGCCGGUCUCCAUGCCAACAGGGCUGAUCACUGGAGUACACCAGCAGUCUUCAUUUGCAGAAGCCCACUUAGGUGUCCCACCACCAGGAUUCACAGAGCAAUCUUUGCAAGCCAUUCAUUCUCAAGUGCAACAUCUGGGUCCUCCAACUUUGUUGAUGCCUGCAGGAUCAGUAGCUAGUCAGCUGCCACCAAUGCCGCAGGCCAUGAGUAAUGCUGCCACGUGUCCAGGUAUGAUUCUUCCAUCAAGUUUGAGCCUAACCCCAGUGCCUCUUGUCAGCACCAUGACGGUUUCAGCUGCCUCCAUGUUGCCUCAACAGACAAAUAUAGGAGGUCAACAGUCCAUGAUUCUAAGCCAGCAGCCUCCCCCUUCAGCUCAGACAGUUACCCAGAUGAGCCUCCAGCAGCUGGUUCAUGGGCCACCUCCAGUACCUCAGCCUGUUCCACCUCCAAUGCCUGCCCCGUUGGGAGCUUAUUCCCAUGUGCAGCCUACAAUGCAUCUAGUCUCUCAGACAUCAGUAGCUCCUCAGACUUUGAUUCACGAGCAGGGACCUCCACUUAUGGCUCCACCUCCACAACAUGCUGGUCCGUCAAUCUCACUGUCUGCCCCUACUUCGUUAGUGUACACUUUGACCUCAAGUGGAACCUACAUCACUUCACCGAGGUUGGAAGAGCAGGUCAAGCACAGGUUUACUGAAGAGAAAGACAAGAUACCUGAGAAUUUGCUUGGGUAUCAGCAUGGACCUCCUCACCUUGUGAAUCUGAUGUGUUCCAGCCCACCACCACAGGGAGUUCCCCCACCCAUUUCCCAGAGCUUCAUGCAACACCUGAGCAGCCAGCUCAUGCAGCCUCCACCACACAGUCUCAUCCAUGUCACUCACAUGCCCGCAGAAGAGGGUCAGUUUGCUCACCUUGGCCCACACACUAUUCUACAAACAACUCAACAGAUACUUCCCCCACCUGCUGAUGGCCAGCAGUUGAUGGCUGCUCCUCCGGGGCAUCAUUACUUGCCUCCACCUCACCACGGUCUUCCUCCCCAUCUGUUGGGUCCUCCACCACCGGGCCCCACACAUUCACCGUCACAGCACAUGAUGGCCAGAUCUCAGAAUUCAAUCCCAGGGCAUAUUCUUCAGCAGACGCAGCAGCCGCCACCUCCACUGCCACCAGUUUCUCAGACUGCAUAUCAGCCCCAUCCCCAAGGGAUUUCAUAUUGG